Colletotrichum godetiae is the source of this 912-nucleotide messenger RNA. RefSeq lists its product as uncharacterized. The transcript has 3 exons. Bases 1 to 912 code for a protein of 303 amino acids. NCBI's taxonomy places the organism in Eukaryota, Fungi, Ascomycota, Sordariomycetes, Glomerellales, Glomerellaceae. The record is from RefSeq and is a predicted model, not a curated record.
AUGCCUCGCAUCAGCACUUACCUUCUUCUCGUAUUUACCUUCGUCACAAGCCUCAUGGCCAACCCACUUCCCAUCACUAACCACACCUCCUCAACCUUCCUCGUCACCCCACGAUCCUACUUCACCCCUAUCCGCCCCCUUGAAGUAUCCCCCGUCGAAUGCCACGACGAAGCCGACUUCCGCGGCCACGCCGAUAUCGAACCCAAGUUCUUCUUCGACGGCGUCUACAAGUUCUGCCAGCAGCGCUAUGCCACGAUGCAGACGCUCGACUACACCGAUGACCCGAACUCCGACAACGGCCACUUGGUCCGCAACGCGAGCUGGCGCUACCGGGACUGGCACGGCGUCAACCACGACUUUAGAAUUUGGUGGGAGGCGGGUUGCAGGGUUUCUGGCGGGAAACAGAAUGUGCACCGUCCGUUGGGGGAGGAGGGGGGUCCUGAGUGGACGUCGGGGUGUUAUGAGAUCAUGGGCUCUACGUACUAUGAGUUAUACGUCACAAUGGAUACCCUCUUCAUGAAAGCAGUGAGCAUUAAGAUGCCCGACUCUCUCGCCAAUAUCAUCCAAAGCGAUCCGUGGGCCGGUGGAAAAUCCCGUGCUCCUGCAGUCAAACAAUCACCACCGACUGUCAAACAAGCACCAGCACCAGCACCAGCACCAGUAUCAGCACCAGCAGCCGCGAAGAUGACGCAACAGGAUGAGACACAAUUGAACAGGAACCUCUCCGAGGAGACCAAAGACACGAAUAGCUCGGGAGGAACGAAUCGAAGCAGUGGUGAGAGUGCCGGUGGUACUCGCAGCAAUGGGAAGCCGAAGGGAGAGUUGUCUGCAACCGUAGACACUCUUCUGAACAAGGCGUUGGGAUUUGGAGCUGCGAGUGAGGCCGAAAGGAAGAAGGGCGGUGCCGCGUAG